AGUCCAAAUACCGUAGAACAAUUAUAAAAAGAAGUCAUUCCACGGCUUCGUGCAUUUUCUGAAACAUCACAAUCUAACAUUCCCGAGACAUUUAAAUUCAAAAGAUAUACCCAACAUCUAACAUGGCAUCCCAUGCAGCCCUCGGAUCUGCCGCCAUCGAUAAGAAAGAAUACCCCGCGGCCAUUACACACUUAACCAAAGCUAUCGCUGAAAACCCAGCCUCCCCAAACUACUUCAUCCUCCGCUCCACAGCAUACCAACGUGCCAAAAAUCACGAAGCAGCUCUUGCGGAUGCUGAUGCUGCCGUCAAUGCAGCUGUUGCUCGUUCUCGUCGCGAACUCAUCGCUACAGCACAAUUCCGUCGCGCGGUUGCUCUUCACGGUCUAGGCAGAUUUGGAGACGCGAGAUUGUGUUUGAAUUGGUGUAGACAGAAGAAUGAGAAGGAGAAGGGAUUAACUCUUUGGCAGGCAAAAGUUAAGGCCGAUUAUGACAAUGCCGGUGGUGAAGAGGCUGAGUGUAAUAAGUGUACUGUGAAGGAGAUUCCUGAGAAACAGGUUGCCAAGGUGGAGAAGGGCAAAGAGCUUGAAAAGUCAGCUGUUGCUUCAGCUGCUCCAGUACCGGCUGCAGCAACUACUCCGAAGGAAAAGAUUAGACACGAGUAUGUUAACCAAUUGUUUAGCAAGAUGUCACAAAGCUAACAGAUUUUACAGAUGGUUUCAAUCAAGCUCGAAGGUUACUAUUACUAUUUUCGCAAAGGGCGUUGCGAAAGAUACUGCACAAAUUACGAUCGAAGAAGGACAGGUAUGUCAAUCAUGGAAAUUGAAAACUCACAUAAGCUAAUACGUCACAGGUUGAGGUUUCAUUCCCAAUUGGAGAAACUGGCACUACAUACGAUUUUACAGCCUCACCACUCUACGCUCAAAUCGAUCCUGCCCAAAGCAAGUUCACUAUCACUCCAAACAAAGUUGAAAUUGAUUUACAGAAGUCAAAGCAAGGGCUCAAGUGGUCUAGCUUGGAAGGAACCGAGCCUAUAAUCGGCACAUCCACCGAAGAAAAGAAAUCAGAGAUUCCAGCUGCCGUUCUAAAUCCCUCAGUCGGAAAGGCCCCUUCUUACCCAACCUCAUCUCGUAAUGGACCCAAAGACUGGGAUGCCCUCGCAUCAUCAGCUCUCGAAUCCGAGAAGAAAGAAGGAGGCAAGGAAACAACUGGAGACGAUGACGAUGAAAGUGGUGAUCCAAUGGAUGCCUUCUUCAAGAAACUCUAUAAAGAUGCUGAUCCAGAUACUAAGAGGGCUAUGAUGAAGAGUUUCCAAGAAAGUAAUGGUACUGCAUUGAGCACCAACUGGUCUGAUGUUAAGAAGGGCACCGUUGAGACGAAUCCACCUGAAGGAGUUGAAGCAAAGAAAUGGUAGAGAGUGAGACGUGGUGGGAGAGAGCAAAUUCGAAUCAUCAUGCUUACUGGCUAUGGAAGGGAGUCUAGGAGUGAGGUGUCAUACUAUGGCGUUUGUGCUUCGUUACAUAAAAGUAUUCGGUAGAUACCUAGGUACUCAAAGUUGCAAUUUAAUUUUAAAAACUUAC
Molecule: messenger RNA, 1577 nt
Organism: Sclerotinia trifoliorum
Lineage: Eukaryota; Fungi; Ascomycota; Leotiomycetes; Helotiales; Sclerotiniaceae
Source: the annotation of a GenBank genome assembly